Messenger RNA from Microstroma glucosiphilum, 3464 nucleotides. RefSeq lists its product as hypothetical. The record is from RefSeq and is a predicted model, not a curated record. Gene Ontology annotation, biological process: intra-Golgi vesicle-mediated transport. Gene Ontology annotation, cellular component: COG complex. NCBI's taxonomy places the organism in Eukaryota, Fungi, Basidiomycota, Exobasidiomycetes, Microstromatales, Microstromataceae. The transcript has a single exon. The coding region runs from base 89 to 3322 and encodes 1077 amino acids.
CUAGAAUCCCACCCACCACCAUCAUCAUCCAUACUACUCAUACCUCAACCUUGUCUGCCGAGUCAGCUGUCGUGAUUCUCGGCGAGACAUGUCCACCUCGUCGCCUGAGCGGAGGCUGAGCUCACUAGCGCCCAAUGGCACUUCUCCGGUCCGCCAUCGCCGAGGUGCCGCCAGCCUGGCUCUCGCAGUGAGCAAUCAUGGUGGAUCCCUCCCUUCAUUGCUGGGCGAGAUGGCCAAGCAAGGGGCGAAUCAAGACGAGAAUUUGCUUCAACUGGCCCAGAACCUCGGCAACCCCUCUUCUUCGGUAUCCGCCUACCUCGCAUCGCUCACGACGCAGCCGCUGGCGAGCUUGCAGUCUCAGCCCGAACUCUUGGCAUCGUCCUCUGUCAAGCUUCAGGAUCAACUGGCCGCUCUGUGUACACGGCAGGUCGGGCCUUUGGUACAAGUACACGAGGCGACACGUUCGCUACCUUCCAGCCUUGAUCAACAGAGAAUUAUACUGGCGAGCCUUGCACAGAAGUCCUUGCCUCGGCUAGCUGAAGCCGCAACUUCCUUUGCUACCCGGGCCGAUGAUACCUUGGUAGCAAGAGACAGGGCACACAGACUCUUGGAGGCUCAUACAUCGCUAUUGUCUGACCUUUUGGAUCUGCCGAACUUGAUCAGGACCUGCGCCCGUGGAGGUCACUUUGCUGAGACGCUGCAGCUUGGACUUCAUAUUGCACGACUUGCCCAACCCACCUCAGAGCUGGGAGGGGGACCGGCCCUUCGCGCCAUCAGAGAAGAAGCCUGGAACGCGCUGCGAGAUUUCAGAGAUUCACUACUAGAGGGCUUGAAGACUCGAUCACUUACCAUAGCAUCGGCCUCACGGACUAUUGCGGCGAUUCGUAAAUUGAGAGAGCUCGAUCAUGUGCCAGAGCCUACUAUUGGAGCUCUUGCACUGGGGCUCUCCGAAGAGGAAUUGUCCCUUUCUUUGCUUCGCUCGAGAGCUUCAGUGCUACGCGAGAUUCUCUCAGCACCCUUCGCCCAUCAGCAAAAGCUCCGACCUUCCCAACACGUCGCAGCUGCCCACCUGGAAGGCUACGUCAGUGCCUGGAGACAAGGAAUUGACGAGACAUGUGCCAUUGUUUCAGGUGUCUUUCAGGACGGCAAUGCAUCGCAAGGGAAUAUGAUGGCUUCUUUCAUCCAAAUCCAUAUCACAGUACUGCAGAACGAGCUAGCAGAAGGAGUCGGAAAGCUCACGGCCCCUCUUGUGUCGCUCGAUCCAACCAGCUCACGGUUGCCUUCUAUACCGUCUGCGGCUGCUACGGCUGCUGCUGCUGAGGCUGUAGCAUCCGAUAUUCAGGCUCUGCACACACAAUUGGCGUUCACAGCUCAGACGCUUGCCAAGUGGGGCGCAGACAUUGCCCCGUUGGUGUCCGGAUCAGACAGAGCUUACAGCCUCGAACGAUCGGCAAUGCAGGUCCUGAGCGUGCCCCUGGCGAGAUCUCGCGCGACUAUGCAGAGACGCAUGCCAUCCAAUCCAUUGACGUUGCCCUCAAGCUGGCUGGUCAGCCAAAGCAGAGCUGCAGAGCUCAUAUCGCACCAAAACAGACAGCCUGAUCCCAGAGACGUCGGAGCUCUUGCCUCCUUCCCUCCUCUGGCUUUCUUGCUCAACGAUAUCCUCAUUGGGCUCAAUGCAACUCGUCUAUUCGCACCUCUUUCGCAACGGGAGCAUGCUCUGAGCCUGCUGGACCAAGCCUUUGCUGAUGUCACCGCUCGAAUGGCUUCUUACGCAUCGAAUUUGCCAGAGCAAGCAAGCAGCUCAAGUCUGUCAAACCUGCCUUACACUUCGCUGCCUGAUCUGGAGAUAGCCGGAUCUGCAAAUGGUACCGAUGUCCCAGACGUAGCGUCCUCAGUCCAUCGUAGGACCCAGGCGGAGCGUCUGCUCGCCGCCAUCGCGAUAGACCACCUCGCCAAUGUCCUCAUUCCAUACGCUCGGCAAAGUCUUUGGACAGAGGUCUUCGGCGCGACGGACCCUCUGCCACCUCGAUCGCCACGAUCAGAUGACGCUACAGAGUGGAGUAAGGCAACAAAGGCGGCCUGGAGGGCCGACGAAAAGUCGAGGCUUCUGGAGAUCCAGCAAUUGCAAAGGGAUCGGCAGGCAGCCGAAGCGGAGAAGAGCCGCAAAGCUGAACAAGAGCGGCUGAGAGUAGAAGAAGAGACUGCCCAGCGUCAAAAGGACGCUCAAAGGAAAGCGGAAGAAGAGCGUGCCAAGCGGGAGAAGGAGGCUGAAGAAGUCAGAGUCCGUGAGGAAGAGGAGAGAGUGCGAGCAGAGGAGGCGAGGUUAUCUCGAGAGCGGGAAGAGAGGAGGAUACGAGAAGAAGAAGAAAAGAAAGCACGAGAAGAGGAAGAGAGAAGAGUGCAAGAGGAAGCCGAGAAGAGGCUACGAGAGGCAGAAGAGAAGAGAAUAAGAGAGGCGGAGGGCAAGAAGAAGGCACAGGAGGAGGGGAGGAGAGCACAGGAGGAGGCACAAAAGCUGCAAGAAGCAGAGGAGCGGAAACAGCGCGAGAUGGAAAGAGAUCGUCUGGCCGCAGAGGAAGAAGCCACUAUCAAGCGAGAGGCUGAAGGACUGGCUCUCAGGAAAGCAGCUGAAGAGAAAGCACAGCAGGAGCGAGACAUCAAGACACAAGAGAAGGAGGCAACUGCACCCUCAAUAGACAAAGAGGGCGCCGCCAAAGAAGUUGCAGUGGCACAGCAAGACGAGACCCACUCGAUCUCGACAGAAACGCCUAUUGCAUCUGGGACGCAGACGCCUGUCUCCGAAGCUGGAUCAUUAGUAGUGUCAGCCGCCCCUCCUGCCCGGAAGUUGACAUUGGCUGAGAAGCUCAAGGCCAAGGCAGAAGCGAGGCAACGGCAAGCAGCGGCGUCGGUAGCUGCUCAGUCAGGUAGUGCUCCUCCCACUCCCACUCCCGUCGGCGACAAUGAAGUCAGCACUGAUUCUGCAUCAGCAAUGGUGCUUAAUGGGGUCUCUGAGAAGACGGCAGCUCUGGACGGAAAGGCCCGAAUCAGUGCUAGCGAGGUGCCCAGUGCGACAACAGCUUCGCAAGUCGUGGAGGCCGCGGAGCAGCGAGCUUCCAACGAAGCUCAAAAUGAUGCUAUCGGCAGCAAAGAUGACAAGAAUGGCGCCGAAGACGAAGGCGUGGACGAUGGCCAAGAGGAGGAGAAGGAUGACGAGGGCAAGGACGAUGAGGCUGGUCACGAUGGAGAUGUCAUUGAGGGUGGUGGCCAAAGCACGAGCGCUAAGAAGCGGAAGAAGAAGAAGAAGAAGAGCGCAAAGGGGUAAAUGAUGUGUCUUUGCGGUUGAUUGUCAUCUCAUUCAUUGAUACCAUUUUCAGGCACAAAUUCAAUCUGCCGCGCCAAACCCCGACUGUCGUCCGGACGACGUUCGGGCGUAUAUUGACGCCACGCGGGAGGAACAAAGGCAA